GAACUUGAAACUCGCGGUAGAGAGCAUGUCCUCCGCGUUGAGAUUGGCGUUGCUACUUUUACUGGGCGAAGCGUACGCGCGUAACGUGGGAGAUACCGAAGUAAUAUUGCUACCGGUAUGGGACUUGAACGGUGCACCGGAGGUCCCGCUAAUUUUCAAGGCUUUCGGGCAAUUGAUCCAAUUGAACUUGCGCAGAAACGACAAAAUUAUAUCCCCGCAGUUUCAAGUGUGGAAACACAAUGCGAGAGGAGUGACGGAAGAGUUGUCGCAAUUGAGCGCGCCGGAUCUUCGCUAUUACCUUCACGAGGAUCAUCGCGGCACCGCGGCCAUAAAUUUUAAUCAGGAACGCGGAUUGCACGGGCUCGUCUUUUUGGAGAACGUGACGUUGGAGAUCGCACCGUUGCGAAAGGACUUUGCACCGUCGCCCUCGCUCGUGGACGAUCGUUACGUUAGAGAAGAGGCUGAUCUUUCGCUCGGCGAGCCUCACGUGAUCAAGCGAUCACCGAGAUAUCCUGGUAGUCCUCCGCAGUUGAGGCCAAAGCUGCGGCGUCGGGCAGCUGCGAAAGAAAAAUUAACGCUGGAGCUAGCCGUCUUCCUCGAUGAGGCUGCGUACCGCCUGUUCUCGCCUUUCCUCGACGAGGACGACGCGAAGAUUCGCGACAUGCUGUUGGCGUACGUGAACGGCGUUCAAGCGCUGUACCAUCAUCCGAGUCUCGGUGUCCCGAUCGACAUCUCGCUGGUACGCUUGGACGUCGUCCAGAGGCAGCCGCCAGACCUGCCGCAUUUCGGCGGCGAGAGGGGCAGCUUGCUCGAUUCAUUCUGCAAUUACGCGAGAGCUCGCAACCCCCCGGAGGACGCUGACUCGCGCCACUGGGACAUGGGCCUCUACGUAACCGGGUUGGAUCUCUACGCGCUGGAGAACGGAAGGAGGAACGGCGCUACCAUGGGACUGGCCACCGUCGGUGGCCUCUGCAUCCCGCGCUAUUCUUGCGUGAUAGCGGAGUUGGGCGUGAUGGACCAAUUUGGCAAGCCGUACCCAUCCGCGGGGUUCACGUCGGUUUACAUCGCCGCGCAUGAGAUUGGUCACAAUCUAGGAAUGCAUCACGAUUCGAGCAGCAAUGUGUGCCCGAAGGACGGAUACAUAAUGUCUCCCAGUAGGGGUGUCCGAGGCGAAACGAUCUGGUCGGACUGCAGUCGCGAGAUAGCCGAGGCGCUCUCAAGGACGAAGCUCUGUCUCCUGGAUCGGCCGGGCAAUGUCUCGGCCGCGGACGAUCACACGCGGUUCCGCGAUCUACCCGGAAGAGAAUGGACCGCCAAGCGGCAAUGCGAACUACUCUUGCGCGACAAGGACGCGAGUGUCGUCACGCUGUACCAGGCCUGUCAGUCCUUGCAGUGCGAGACGCCUCACAGAAGCAGAUACUACUUUGCGGGACCGGCGCUCGAUGGAACUUCCUGCGCACCCGGCAGAGAAUGUCGCGGCGGACAAUGCGUCUCUGUUCUCGAGCCACCGAGCGUCUCGGACGACGAGAAGAAGGGCGGCAGCUGGAGCGAGUGGAGGGAAGGUUCCUGCAGCAGUGGUUGCUUGCAGAAGUCCAAGGGCGCUCGAGUUAGGCGACGAUUCUGCGAGAAUCGGGAUCGCCAAGCGGCGGACUGCAAGGGGCUGUACUACGACGUACUCCUGUGCAAGGACGAGAAGCUGUGCAAGAAGAAGCGCAAGACGAUCGUCGAGUUCGCCACCCUGAAGUGCGGUAUCUUCGCCGAGAGGAUACCGGAACUGGACGGCACGGCGAACGGACUGCAGGCGUCUCACGAGGUCGACAGACCGUGGAUGGCGUGCACCGUGUUUUGUCGACGGAAGGACAUUUCCGCCUAUUACGCACCGCGCGUCGAACUGAACGAUCUCGGUCUCGACCCGUAUUUUCCCGAUGGCACUUGGUGCCACGCCGAGGACGGCCAGGAUUACUUCUGCCGUCAGCAUCACUGUCUACCAGAGAGCUUCCGGUUCGGGAAGAAACUGCCGAGGGAACGGCACGAGGACGAGGACGCGGAGGAACUGGGCCCGCAAAACGCGCGGAAUCGGCUCGGCACCUCCGAUCGGUUCAUCAAGUACCUGGCGCUAGGUCCGAGCGACCUGCCGCUGUUGACUUCAGUCUCGCGCGACGUUGCGUCGCCGCUCGGCGAGGACGAGUGGAUCGAUAAGGACUACGUCGAGUUGCCUGCCUCCGCGCCCGAGGAGAAUUACUCCACCGGUUAUUAAUAUUAUUUAAUAUCGACGAGUAAAAAGAAAAACCGGGUGAGGAGGAUUAGUUGGCAAGCCUGUAGAGAGAGGGGAAUAGACUGCUACGUGGAGCGGAUGCGCUCGCUCGUGCGAGAAAGUAUCUCGAGGGAUGGGAUGAGAACGAUGACGUCAUCCACUUCACCGUUUAUUUUAAGAACGCGUCCCGACGUUAUAUUCGUAUUUGUAUAGAAGCAGGACGGAGAAUCGGGGGCAAUAAAGAGGAUACCGUGUAACU
Ooceraea biroi (clonal raider ant) is the source of this 2513-nucleotide messenger RNA. RefSeq names its product ADAMTS metallopeptidase stall (gene stl). NCBI's taxonomy places the organism in Eukaryota, Metazoa, Arthropoda, Insecta, Hymenoptera, Formicidae. Gene Ontology annotation, biological process: extracellular matrix organization; proteolysis. Gene Ontology annotation, molecular function: metalloendopeptidase activity. The record is from RefSeq and is a predicted model, not a curated record. Gene Ontology annotation, cellular component: extracellular matrix.